Messenger RNA from Rotaria sp. Silwood2, 1824 nucleotides. NCBI's taxonomy places the organism in Eukaryota, Metazoa, Rotifera, Eurotatoria, Philodinida, Philodinidae. The record is from the annotation of a GenBank genome assembly.
AUGCCAACGAAGGAUAAAUUAAAAAUGAAACAAUUUGAAGAAAACCAGCAUAUUGAUGAUGAAGAAUAUGAAUAUGUUACAAUACCACCUGAUGGAGGUUAUGGUUGGAUUAUUGCUUUGGCAGCAAUGCUUUGUAAUCUUGUUUGUGAUGGUACAUUGUUUGCUUUCGGUACAAUGAAAUUUCAUCUGCAAAAACAUUUCGAAUGUUCUGAUAUGCUUAUUCUUAUGGUUGGAUCUGUUCCGUGUGGUGUUUAUUUAUUAGUUGGUCCAAUAGUAUCAGGUCUAGCUAAUAGAUAUGGCUGUCGACCAAUUAUUAUUAUUGGAAGUAUUGGUGCAGCAACUUGUAUGGGAUUAUCAACUCUAUCACCAAAUGUUUGGGCAAUGAUGAUUAUUUAUGGUGUAUUUGGUGGUAUAUUUUUUGGCAUGGUUUAUCUUCCAUCAGUUGUAAUGGUUUCAUUUUAUUUUGAUGAAAAACGAGCUAUUGCUAAUGGUAUAAUAUCUACUAUUCAAUACUGUACUGUUAAUUAUGUAUUAUUUAUUUUAGGUUUAGUAACAGCUGGUACUGGUAUCGGCGCUUUAACAUUUGGUCCAUUAGCUCAUUAUUUAAUGGGAAAAUUAGGUUGGAGAACAGGUAUGCUUAUAUUUGCUGGCAUAAUGUUAACAUGUAUUCUAUUCGGAGCAAUAAUGAAACCAUUGAAACCACGAAGAAUACCUAUCCAACGAGGUGAACUACAAUUCCAACGUUUAGUACAGAUUAAAUCCGAUCGUUUAACACCAUCAUCUGCUUAUACAGCAACAUCAAGUGAUAUAAAUUCGCCAUUAACUUCAGCACAUGAUAAUGCAACACAUACGAAGCAUUCAACUACUAUACCUAAUGUUGAUGAUUCUGAUGUUUUAUAUGUUCCUGUACCAUCUUUAAAUUCUCGUAAUCGUACAUUAUCAGCAUCAAGUCGAACAUCAUCGAAUGCAAGUGCUAGCCAUCGUUUUGGUGUUCUUAAUCCAGAGAAUGCAGUUCGACCGUUAUAUAAAAAAGAUGCACUAUUUACUGGAUCAAAACAACAACUUCAUACAUCACAUAGAUCAUUACAUAGUAAUCCAUAUAUGUCAUCGAUAGCAAAUAUUCCUGCAGUAACAAAUGAAAUAAAGAAAAAACCAUCAGCAUUUCAAGCAUUUGCUGAUAUUCUUUCAGCAAUGACUGAUUUUUCAAUAUUAAAAAAUAAGAAAAUGUUAUUAAUUUGUAUUGGAAAUAUAUUUUCUAUGCUUGGAUAUUAUUUACCAAUAAUGUGUCUUGUUUCAUUUGCAACUGAAGAUCUUAAAGUUAAUCAAACGCAUGCUUCAUUUUUAUUAACAAUAUUUGGUUUUUUCAAUACAUUAGGUCGAUUUUCUGGAGGACCCAUUUCAAUGAUUCCACAUUUCAGUGCUUUACGUGUUCAUAAUGCACUUUUAUAUACAGCCGGUGUUUUAACUGUUUUAGCUGCUUAUGCAUAUAACCUUACAACAUGUGCUAUAUAUGCUGGUUUAUGUGGUUUUGCCAUUGCACCUCAUAUGUCACUUUUACCAAGUAUAAUAUGUGAUUGUGUUGGUCUUGAUCGAUAUACAACAGCUUUUGGUAUUCUAUUUCUCUUUCGUGGUUUUACAUCAAUGAUUGGACCACCUGCUGCAGGUUUUCUUAAAGAUCACACUAAAAAUUAUAAAUCAGCAUUUGUUGUUGGUGGAACAAUGAUCAUAAUUGCGGCUUUCUUUCAUGUUGCUUUAUCAUGUGUUGAAUCCGAACGUUUAGAAGAAAACGAAGAAGGCGAAGGCGAAGGCGAAGAAAUUGUUUAA